Molecule: messenger RNA, 921 nt
Organism: Erythranthe guttata (spotted monkey flower)
Lineage: Eukaryota; Viridiplantae; Streptophyta; Magnoliopsida; Lamiales; Phrymaceae
Product: cyclin-dependent kinase-activating kinase assembly factor-related / CDK-activating kinase assembly factor-like protein
Biological process (GO): DNA repair; regulation of transcription by RNA polymerase II
Cellular component (GO): transcription factor TFIIH holo complex
Source: RefSeq, a predicted model, not a curated record
UCUCUCUCUCUCUCUCUCUCUCAACUUCGGUAAAUCUCACAUCUUCGCUUUACAUAGGUUGUCCGCAUCUUUACUCCCCACUCCCCAUCCUCUAUCACCGCAGUCCGCCACCGCCGGUGGCUCCUCCGUCUCUCCGGGCGGCGGUUUGCCUGUGUUUAUUUUGUGUUUCCAAUUUUGAAGGAAAACAUAAACCUCUCUGGACAUUUGGGAAUUAGUUAUGGUGGUGGCCUCUGGAAACGUAUUCGCCAAGGAGAUGGCCAUCAGAAAACGAAUUGCCAGCAUAUAUAAUAAAAGAGUGGACGAUUUCGAAUCUUUAAGGGACUUCAAUGACUACUUGGAGGAAGUCGAGGACAUGAUUGUUAAUUUAGUCGAGGGAAUAGAUGUUCCUGCUAUCGAAUCAAGAAUUGCUCAGUACCAGAGAGAAAAUGCCGAACAAAUCAUGAUUGCUCAAGCUCGCAAGGCUGAGGAAUAUGCAGCUGCUUUGGCAGCAAGCAAGGGUCAACUCCCACAGACAGCUGUUGAUCUUUCAUCAGGGUCGUCGCAAGCGGGGCCCACAGGUGUUGCGCAAGGGCAAUAUGCACCUGCAAUUGCUGCACAGCCUCGACCAAUGGGGAUGGGCCAACAACCUCUGCCUCUUGGGCAUGGUUCGGACAUGCUUGGUCUCGAAUACGAAGACGAAGAAACCAUGAAAAUCCGAGCCGAAAAAGCAGCAAAGGCAGGUGGAUUUAGUUUAGAGAUGAGCAAGAAACGGGCACUCGAAGAAGCCUUUGCCAGCAUUUGGAUAUGAUAUUCACUUCUUUUUAUUCAUUUAUCUAUAUAUAUAUAUAUAUAUACACCAGUUUUGUGUCUCUGUAUUAUUAUUGUUAUGUAAUAGCAAAAUCACAGAUUGACUUGUUGAGUGCCAAAAAAUUGUUCAACAAA